AUGCAGCAUUUGUACGAGAUAUUGGUGUUCUAUCAGCAGAUACAUAUCUUUUUGAGCAGGGAAACAUUUUCAAAAGAAGUUGUUCAACUUACUUGUGACUGUGAAAGACAUUUUGGGACACAAUCUGGUGGAAUGGAUCAGUGGAAUGGCAAUAUCCGUAAUGGAAAAACGGGAUUUGCUGACCUAAUAGAUUUCAACCCUCUUCGUGCAACUGAUGUGCAACUGCCAGCUGACGGAACUUUUCUAAUUGCUCAUUCAUUGGCUGAAUCACAGAAAGUUGUAACUGCUGCAACAAACUACAAUAAUCGUGUUGUUGAAUGUUGUUUAGCUUCUAUUUUAUUAGGCAUAAAACUCAGAAUGGAACCUGAAGAGGCAAUUUCAAAAGUGAAAACCAUUUCUGAUGUAGAAGCUUUAUGUGCAUCCUUUGUUGGGGCCCAUGGGUCUUCCAACCCUACCAUUGCUGUUAAGGAGCCUUAUACAUCUAAUGAAAUUGAGAUAAUCACCGGUAAAAGCUUAGAUUCCAUAAUUCUUGACUCUGCCACUUCACUGGAUGUGAUAAAAGCUGCCACACAUUACAAGUUAUUCCAGAGAGCCUUCCAUGUGUACUCGACAGCGAAACGUGUAUAUGCUUUCAAGGAUGUGGAGAGGUUGAAGAACCUUGACGAUCUUAUGAAUGACGAUCACCAUAGUUGCAGUGUUCUAUUUGAGUGCAGAAUUUUAGAAAUUAUGAAGUUUAGUUUCACCAACCGAUCUCAAGGGUUUGGAUUUGUCAUUUUUGUUAGUGAAUAA
Lactuca sativa (garden lettuce) is the source of this 789-nucleotide messenger RNA. Its product is annotated as galactokinase. Lineage: Eukaryota; Viridiplantae; Streptophyta; Magnoliopsida; Asterales; Asteraceae. Gene Ontology annotation, cellular component: cytosol. The record is from RefSeq and is a predicted model, not a curated record. Gene Ontology annotation, biological process: galactose metabolic process. Gene Ontology annotation, molecular function: galactokinase activity.